GAUGAGUAACUAUAAAUCACUCAGCAAACAGUACUGUGGUCAUAACAUUGUGCUGGAUUAUGGUUUCAUUUGGAUACACUAAAGGAGAUGUUGUGCCGGGACAUAAAAAUCUGUGAAACUUCCUCCUAAACUACAGCAGGUGAAAGAGCAGCUGAGAAGAAGGGAUAAGACCUUUUACAUUCUGGAUUUAUUUCUGACUGCAUCAUCAUGUUUCUGAUUUCGUCGCAUCUGUUGUUGCUCUUAUCACUCCUGGCUCAAUCCAGAGCACAAACAACAAUGUUUCUAGACACUACAGAAUCCACCACUGUAGACCCCACUUUAACCUCAGAGACCACCACAGAAAUCCUCACUACAAUCCCAGAGACCACCACUGAAACCACCACUAUAGAAACCACGCCAAUUCCAGAGACCACCACAGAAACCACCACAACCCCAGAGACCACCACUGAAACCACCACUGUAGAAACCACUACAAUUCCAGAGACCACCACAACCCCAGAGACCACCACAGAAACCACCACAACCCCAGAGACCACCAUAGAAACCACUACAGAAGAGACCACCACUACCACAGAAACCACAACAGAAGAGACCACCACCACAGAAACCACUACAGAAGAGACCACCACCACCACCACAGAAGCCACCACUGAGGAGAGCACCACCAUUGCAUCAACAACUGCAUGGACAGCCCCGGCAAUAUUCUAUCCAUUCGGCUCAGCAGCAGGAGACACUGGACAUCUUGAAGUUGGCUAUGAGUCCUAUGAAUAUGUGACCUUCUCUACUCCAUUUACAUUCUUUACCCGCAAGUACAGCAGCAUUUAUGUCAAUAAUAAUGGACUCCUUACGUUCAACCAAGCUUUACCAGAAGGUCACCCUUAUCCCUUUCCCUCAUAUGGAAAUGAAGAUUACAUUGCUGCGCUCUGGACUGAGCUUGAUGACAUUGGUUAUGGCAAUUACUGGUUUCACGAGUACACAAAUGGAAGUGUGCUCGACCGAGCCAGUCACGACAUAAACCGUUAUUUCCCAAACAGGGGCUUCGCUGCUUCUUGGGUCUUUGUUGUCACAUGGGACUAUGUGCUUACAACAGAUUUCUAUACACUUAACAAUCAUUUAGCACCGGCAAUCACGUUUCAAGCAGUUUUAAUUUCCGGAGGUGGCUUUUCUUUCAUUCUAAUGAAUUACGGUGACUGUGCUGGUACAUAUUUUCCAGUGGAGGCUGGAUAUGAUACCAUAAACUCUACUGACUACCAUGUCAUUCAUUAUGAUUAUCCUGGCGACUCCAUCACAAACCUCAAGGACACGACUAACGUAAAUGUUCCUGGUCGUUGGGCCUUUCUUGUGAACAAUGGGACAGAAAACGUCAUAGGACUUCAAAUGAAACUUAGGUCAUUUUUAGACCUAACACAGACUCAAAACAAGGAGGUUGUGUUGCAGCUAAUAAAGGAGGAGCUGGCCAGUCAAGGAAUGUCAAGUUCAGUGGGGCUGAAAAUAAGAAACGUCCAAAGGACAGGGCCUUAAUACAAGAAAAUGAUAUAAAACAACUAUAAAAGUUGUUGCCAUUAAAGAUGUAUGCACCAACAUUGCGGGAAAUGUCACUACACAGCAGCAGAAUUUCUAUAUAUUCUCAACCUUCUCAUAAAUGAUCAACACACAAGUAUAAAUGAGCACAUUAAAUUAAUUAUCUUCAUUGAUCCCCUUUUUUUCUACUAUCAAUACUGCAAACAAGUUUCAGGGAAGUGAACAAAUCAAACUAACCUGUAUAAUAUGUGAACAAUGUCAUUAAACCUGUUCUUCAUCCAA
Messenger RNA from Danio aesculapii, 1803 nucleotides. RefSeq names its product sushi, nidogen and EGF-like domain-containing protein 1. Gene Ontology annotation, biological process: cell-matrix adhesion. The transcript has 11 exons. The coding region runs from base 208 to 1521 and encodes 437 amino acids. The record is from RefSeq and is a predicted model, not a curated record. Lineage: Eukaryota; Metazoa; Chordata; Actinopteri; Cypriniformes; Danionidae.